Microstroma glucosiphilum is the source of this 1890-nucleotide messenger RNA. RefSeq lists its product as hypothetical. The transcript is spliced from 3 exons. The coding region runs from base 1 to 1890 and encodes 629 amino acids. NCBI's taxonomy places the organism in Eukaryota, Fungi, Basidiomycota, Exobasidiomycetes, Microstromatales, Microstromataceae. The record is from RefSeq and is a predicted model, not a curated record.
AUGACAGACCUCCAAUGGUCCACCAACCUGCGCGACAGCGAAUAUGACUACUUGAUCGAAGACGACGCUGCCCAUGAGCCGAUCACCUCAACCUAUGCUCGCGAUGAAGUAGCUGAGAUUCGAAGUCUAGACAGCUCCUUUAUCGAAGAAGAUGAUGUUCACUUCGUGGAGACGCCCUUGUCAGACUUGAGUACAAUCGCACAGAGAUUGGCAGCCUCACGUCAACGGCAGAAGAGGAAGCAUGAUGUGGUACCGAGCAACUGCCGAGGCGAUGUUGCGAGCAAGAAGCAGCAUAUAUGCGGCUCUCAGCCUACCUCGGUCACCACGGAGCCCACCUCUCCCUCCAGCUCUACCACCUUUCCCGCUGCUUCUUCCUCCGGAAGCACCUUGCGUACAUCGCCACCGCAGUCUGACAGUCUCAGAGAUCUGCAGCCCUCCACGAGCACUGCAUACGAUCAGGUGGCCCACGCUGCCGCCUCGCUGACGCAGGCUCCCGCGCCCACACGAUCCUUUCCACCUUUGCGACCAGCUCGAGUUGGAUUGUCAAAGCCAGCGACCACGAGCCGAAAGACUGGGCAGCAGCAGCUGUGCUUCUCGCAGAUUCAGGGAAGCCAGCAAGUUCAGAGCCACGCCAAGUCUGUUCAGACCGAGUCGAAUAGUAUCGACUCCUAUUAUGAUGGCUUCUUCUGCUGGGGAGAUGAACUUGAGAUCUUUAGGGAUGCAGUCACUCCAGAAGACAGUACACGAGCACAUCUCCCAGCUGAAUCGAGCAGUCUAGAAGGCAAGAGACAACGUUCUCGGCACUUCGGCGGACUUGAGCAGUACACAGACGCAAGCUAUCUUGCAGAAGCCAGACCGGCCAUGAGUAAGCCGUCCACACCAAUAGUCAUACCCUCAAGCGAUUCCGAAGACGACGACAGCGACAUAUUUGCCUUCGACCCGAGGCGGGAGAGCCUCAGUACUGCUGCAAGCUCUAUAGCCCCAGGCGAUGUCAUCGGCCGAUCGCUUUUGCGAGAUACAUCAGCUGCGGUGACCUGCUUACCAGAGUCGAUCAUACAGUAUCAGCAGGCCGCGCCACAGACAUCCCCCAUCAAAUCUCGGCUUGUCCAGCGCGACCACGAUCCUGACGCCCAGACAAGAUCGUCUUCGCAGGUCAUUCGCUCGUUGCGAGCUCACCAGGAUCAAAGCCGAUGGUCUCCUCCUAUGCCGGCGACAACGGACUGCAACGCUCGUUACAACGCUACCAUAUCUUACGGAAGCUCAGAGAGCUCACCAGCAUCGCUGCGCUCACGUCUAUCAGCUGCAGGCCGUAGCUCUCUUUCGACCUACUCAUUUGACACAAGGUCUCAAGAGACUCGUCAAGCCGACCGAGCGCAUCGUCGCAGACUGGCGCCGCCUCUCACCCCGGCCGCUCAUAUCAGGUCUGCCACCCCAAGGCCGUCACACAACAGCGCCGUGUCACGCUUUGCGCCUCCAACUCAGCAGACUAGCUUUUCAUACCCAAAGGCUGCGUUGUCAGAUGUCACCUCCACUCCUUUCAGACGAUGGCAUGCCAAUGACUCUCCACUUUGGCAUCGGGGCUUGAGUCCCAUAAGCGGAGGUGGCGGAUCGCUCGUACCGCGAAGGAACGGCGUCAGUCGCGCAGCAAGAGAGGCAGUCGUGCGACGCUUCAACAUCGCAGCCCUGUCACCAGGAGCGCCUACGAUCCCCCUCUCUCGCGCAGGCGAAUGUUCAUUCGGACAGGCCCAGGGCUCCAGAAGUAGCGAGAACGGCUACGCUAUCCGAAAGCUGCCUCCGGAUGUCGAUGUGACCGUCCAGCAUGUGGGCGGAAGUGACGGUGUCAAGCGGAGGCUGACUCUUUUCAAACCGUCCGGCCGGACUCAGUGGUGA